AUGGAGCCGUCUCUGGAUUCUUUGAACAUAUCGAUUUUGGCUGCUAACGACAGUUUCCCCGAUACAAGUUUAAUAGCUCGGUGUCUUACCGAGGGUACGGCAUUUUGUAUAAUAUCACAGGAAUGUAUCACACCAGGUACUGUUGAACCUUUCCUCAUACUACCGACUAGCAUGAUAUUUUGUGACGGCAUUUUCGCCAGGGUACUGAGACCCCCGGCCUGCGUGAUUAGCCGUGCGGCCAGGGCACUGCCUAUUAUGGCACUGACGUUUGGCGCUAGUAGUGCCAUUCGACUCUCCAGGUACACUAGUAUCUGA
Molecule: messenger RNA, 315 nt
Organism: Babesia sp. Xinjiang
Lineage: Eukaryota; Apicomplexa; Aconoidasida; Piroplasmida; Babesiidae
Exons: 1
Coding region: 1-315 (104 amino acids)
Source: RefSeq, a predicted model, not a curated record